AUGCGUCUUUCUUUCGUCCUCUCGAGCGUCCUCCUCUCCCUGGGAGUGAGUGGAGCUCCCGUCCUGUCCGCCGCGCCAGCUCCUUCCCCCGCUUUCAUCAAGCGCCACGCUCAUCACUCGACUUCCGACAAACACUCUUCCCAAAACACCUCAACCAGCACUUCUUUCACGACGGAAGUGAAGAUUCUCGAAAGUUGCUCGGCCGCGCAGACUCAUCAUUUGCGUCAGGGAUUGGAGCAGAUGCUCGAGCUAGCGAAUCAUGCCAAGGGGAGGCUGUUGGAAAGGGGCGAGACGGAUGAACUUUACGUGUAGGUCUAUACAUGUCUCAUCCCCCUUCCCACUAUUGUGAUUGUGAAUGCUUAGAAAAGUCAGAGAUGUUUUUUCUUGUCGGACAGUACCUACUUUGGCAACGCCCCUGCAUCUUCGGUGAUUGGAUAUUAUUCGCAAAUCGCUCUCGGCAACAAAGCAGGAGUCAUCUUGCGCUGCGACUUUCAGGAACUGAGGCCGAGGCACGAAGUGCGUAAGUACGAGAGCCGAUGA
Molecule: messenger RNA, 540 nt
Organism: Microbotryum saponariae
Lineage: Eukaryota; Fungi; Basidiomycota; Microbotryomycetes; Microbotryales; Microbotryaceae
Source: the annotation of a GenBank genome assembly